This is a messenger RNA of Anoplopoma fimbria (sablefish), 7130 nucleotides long. RefSeq names its product E3 ubiquitin-protein ligase UHRF2-like. Gene Ontology annotation, biological process: negative regulation of gene expression via chromosomal CpG island methylation; protein ubiquitination. Bases 164 to 2926 code for a protein of 920 amino acids. NCBI's taxonomy places the organism in Eukaryota, Metazoa, Chordata, Actinopteri, Perciformes, Anoplopomatidae. The transcript is spliced from 16 exons. Gene Ontology annotation, molecular function: protein binding; ubiquitin protein ligase activity. The record is from RefSeq and is a predicted model, not a curated record.
CACCUCCUGCUCGAGCCAGUCCGACGUUACCUCUGCAGAGGAAAACGCAAUGGAGCCCUGAGUAUUUGUCAGUUCUAUCUCAUUUGACACCAGGAAAACAGUAUUCGUAUACAAAUACUGCUUUACCCGCUGAUUAUCUGAGGCUUAACAGGGCGGUGCAACAAUGUGGAUCCAGGUUCGCACUAUAGACGGGAAGGAGACGCGAACCGUUGAGGAUCUUUCUAGAUUGACCAAAAUUGAGUCUUUACGGUUGAAAAUACAGGAGAUCUUCAGUGUAAGCCCGCAACAGCAGCGCCUUUUCUACCGAGGAAAGCAGAUGGAAGAUGGCCAGACACUGUUUGACUACAACGUGGGACUCAAUGACAUCGUCCAGCUGCUGAUUCGCUCACAGACCGACGCUCCGGACAGCCCAGCCAGCAAGGACUCCUCUGGCGUGGCCUGUAGUUCAGGACCCCCCUCUGACUCCCGGUCAGAGAGCCACAACUCCCCAGCUCCCGCCUCCCCCGCUGCUAUGGAAACCUCCACCAAUAAAGACAAUGACCGUAGCAGCGUCACUACCAGCACUGUUAACGAAACCAAGCCGGACACCAGCGCUACCAGUAACUCAGCCAGUACCAAAAAUGGGUUCAAAUCCUCCAGUCCGGCGUCGGACACCCAGCCGCCCACAUCCAGCAGAAACACACUAGUCGACCCAGGAAUUGGUGUGUACAAGAUUAACGAGCUGGUUGACUGCAGAGACGUCAGCAUCGGUGCCUGGUUUGAGGCCUGCCUCGAAAAUGUGACACGCGCUCCCAAAGGACAGAUAACGCCCACCAAGGGCAAGGUGGGUCGGCCCCCAAAAAGGACUAAUGGAAAGCUGGAGGCCGAGCAGGGGCAGGCCCACAGCCAGGGCCAAACCACAGACAGUAACAGGAAUAAUGUUGUGUUAAGCUCUGAGAGUAAUGGAGCCUCCACCUCUCAGACGGACUCUACAGCAGCUACAGAGACCAAGGAGAGAGAAGAGGAUGUAAUUUACCACAUUAAAUACGACGACUACCCAGAGAACGGUGUGGUGGAGAUGCGACCGGUGGAUGUGAGGCCACGUGCCAGGACCCUUCUGCGGUGGGACGAUCUCCAGGUGGGCAUGCACGUGAUGGUCAACUACAAUAUGGAGACACCAGAUGAGAGGGGCUUCUGGUUCGACGCCGAAGUUCAGACCCUCAACCAAGCCUCCCGCACCAACAAGGACCUCAGGGUCAAGAUCCUCCUGGGGGGUCCUGGAGAUGUAAUCGGGGAUUGUAAAGUUCAGUUUCUUGAUGAAAUCUACCAGGUGGAGACACCAGGAGCUCGUGCACUCUCAGCUUCAGAUGGACAAUUUAAACGGAAGAGCGGGCCGGAGUGUAAGCACUGCAAGGCUGACCCUGAAGCAGAGUGUCGCUUCUGCUCCUGCUGUGUGUGCGGCGGGAAGCAGGACGCUCACAUGCAGCUGCUGUGUGACGAGUGUAACAUGGCGUUCCACAUCUACUGCCUCAACCCACCACUGGCCACCAUCCCAGAUGACGAGGACUGGUACUGUCCCACCUGUAAGAACGACACCAGUGAGGUUGUGAAGGCAGGAGAGAAGCUCAAAGCCAGCAAGAAGAAAGCCAAGAUGCCUUCGGCAACAACUGAGAGUCAAAGGGACUGGGGAAAGGGUAUGGCCUGUGUGGGGCGCACCAAGGAGUGCACAAUUGUUCCGUCGAACCACUAUGGACCCAUACCUGGGGUUCCUGUUGGAACCACCUGGAAGUUCAGAGUUCAGGUGAGUGAGGCAGGCGUUCACAGGCCGCAUGUUGGUGGUAUCCACGGGCGCAGUAACGAUGGCUCCUACUCGCUGGUGUUGGCUGGGGGUUUUGAGGACGAAGUGGACCGGGGAGAUGAGUUCACCUACACGGGCAGUGGGGGUCGUGACCUCUCAGGGAACAAACGGAUCGGAGAGCACUCUUUUGACCAGACCCUAACACACAUGAACAGGGCGUUGGCCUUAAACUGUGAUGCACCUCUGAAUGACAAAGACGGGGCAGAGUCCAGGAACUGGCGGGCAGGAAAGCCGGUGAGAGUGGUGCGCAGUUCCAAAGGUCGACGCAUCAGCAAAUACGCUCCUGAGGAAGGAAAUCGCUACGAUGGUAUUUAUAAGGUGGUUAAGUACUGGCCAGAGAUUGGAAAGUGUGGUUACCUUGUGUGGCGGUACCUACUGAGACGGGACGAUGUGGAACCAGCACCUUGGACACCUGAAGGACUAGAGAGGAUAAAAAAACUGGGCCUUUCUGUUCAGUACCCGCCCGGCUACUUGGCGGCCAUGGCUAACAAAACAAAGAAGGAGGCCUGUGCGCGACCCGGUCGCGGCGGACGGGGUAAGCACUAUCCCGGGAGGGGGAGGCCAAGGAGACGCAAGAUCAAGGAGAAAGAAGAGAACGAUGACGACGAGGAGGAGGACGAGCUGCCAAUGGCAGGGGUGGAAGAAGAGGAGCCACAGAGUAAUGGAGAGCAGAAGACUACCAGAGAGAGUGAAGAGCCGUCACCAGCCGCAGAGCCUCCCUCUAAAAAGGUGAAGGUAGUGGAGACUUUCCAGCUGUCGGAGCAGCAGCGGCAGUUGAUCCGGGAGGACACAGCCAACAAGAAAUCCUGGGAUGAAGCCAUGGGAUACCUAAAAGAGGGACCGAAUUUCCUGCAGAAGAUGGAGCAGAUCUUCAUGUGUGUGUGCUGCCAGGAGCUGGCCUUCCAACCCAUCACCACCGCCUGCUCACACAACGUUUGCAAGACUUGUCUACAGCGGUCGUUCCGAGCACAGGUGUACACCUGCCCCGCCUGCCGCCACGACUUGGGCAAAGACUACGUCAUGUCCCAAAACGUGACGCUUCAGGUGCUGCUCGACCAGUUCUAUCCCGGCUACAGCAAGGGCCGAUGAGGUCCAGAUCACAUUUAUACACACACGUGCACAUGAGCAUCUGUUCUGUGCACCCGCGUAUACCGUAAAGUACCUAGAGCUCCACUUUAAAAUGCAUUGCGCACACAUACUGUACUUACCCACGGGCAAAUGUAUAUUGCAUAUACAGCCAUUUAUGUAUACAAUCAUUCAUACACAAACAACCUCAGUAGGAACUGACCUCAUCUGUUAAACCUGGACUGUCUCCAUUAACAUCACCAGCCUGAAAUUCAACCAAGGACAUUUUAUAUCUAACGCUACUCCUGCCCACAAAUACGCACACAAACGCACAAAAGGAGCCCCAAUUCACACCCACUAGCCAACUCAAGUUUGCUUACUUUUUUGUUAACCCUCGACUGUGUUCUUCACUGGUUCUAUAAAUCGACAUACAGGACUUUGUUUGAGUGCAAAUUCCUCCCUGGGAAUAUCAUAAAAUCAGCCAUCAGACUCCUGCCAACCUAUAAGCAUUUGUUGUGUUCCAUGUAUGCAUUUACACCCAAAAAACUGAGCUUAGCUGCUUCAUAUUAGUGCAGUAUCUUACUCAGCUGGCGAAUAAAGGUGCUAGUUUAACACAGUGAUUUAGGCACAGCAGGACGUGACACCACCUGCACAACAUUCAGAAUGAGCAAGUAGUUCUGGUGAUUGAGAGAUGGCCUGUUAUUGUAAGCUAAAACGAAAGAAAGUGAACAAUGUUUUUUUUACUUUGACGCACUUUAUCAAUAACAUUACUUUUUUUUUUGUAGGUUAAUCUGGUCACUACUCAUGUCACAUGGAAUAAUGCCAUUGUCAUACCUUAGAAUAGCAAAAAAAAUUGCAUUACUUUCAGUGUACUUGCAGAGAACAAAUUGGCAACUUUGUCAGGAGAUUUCUUGGUUCAGUAAAGCAGCACCCUUACAUACUUAGUGAACAUACAGGCACAACUCUCUCAGAUUUUAUGUGGAGUAAAAUCUUCAUAAACAUACCAAAGAUGUGAGGCUGUAGAGCAGGUCAUGGGCAAAUAUUUUCAGAAAUCUCCUCAAAAGAAAGUUAUUUCUGAUGAAUUAUCACACCUAAAAAUAAAAGGCACUUGUGAUUUAACAAACAGGACCGUACCAAAUUCUCAUCUUUCUUUGGCAAAGCACUUUUGUUUCCAUUUCCAAACAGCUCAAAAUAAAGGUUAAAGAUAAACAAAGCCAUUCUAUUAGAUCUCUCAUAAACCUCUUGACACUAUAAAACUUAUGUAUGAUACAUUUAUAAUUGAAGUGCUCACAUCUAUAUGUAUUUUCACAUGUACUCUCAUUCAUGGUUCCACUUCUUCAGUCAGAUAAUCUGGACUAAACUGUCCUCAUACAUUAGAGGAGUAUAUUCUGUUUUUUCCCAUUCAUUUUUCUACCUGAGAAAUACUGUAAAGAUUUACAUACAGCUCACCUGAGAUGCUGGAAAAGUGCGAGAUGUGCUGCUUGCGCGUUCUUUUCAGUAACGCCUAGUAGGGCACACUGUGGUCUUUCCUGGUGUUACCAAGCAACCGCAAUCAAGACUUCCCACAAAGAUGGUUAGCAUAUUUUGUGCUCAGCAGAUAUUCCUCUGCUCUAGUUCUCUCUGUUAGAUUUGUUAGACGAUCUUCUUCCCCAUUCAUUUUAGGAAAAGUAGUCUGAUGAGUGAAUGCACAGCACAGUGAGUUAUUUGUUGUGACAUUACAUCCAGAAAAUGGAUCAGUUAGCAGUUUUUUUUAAUCAUUAUGGUUAUGUCACACAAUCAGAAGCUCAGUGGCCAAUAUGUGCAGCUGUUUAUUAUACAGUAUAUAAGCUAGAAAGAAAUACACUGUGUGACCAGUCGGAUAUUGUCAUAUCUUUUUUUCGCCAGUCCACCUGUUGGACAAAAGUGCCUUGUAGCACAGACUAUCAAAAACUGUUAAGUAUCUGAUGCCCGGUCACUUUCCUAAUGUUGCUUACUUAUUAUUUUUAAUCAGAAAUCUACUGAUUUAAAAUAGUCAUUUUAGUUCUUGUAUGGUUGCUUGUGUUUAGAUAACGUUUAAUAGUUGAGAACUUCUUUAGUUUAAUGAGAAAAAAGGUUGAUAUUUCACAAAGUCAAGUAUCAAAAAGGUUUUGCUUGUCCUGAAAAAUAGCAUCCUGUUAACUAUAGUACUGAAAAAUGUAAACAUUACCCAUCCCAACAUGGCACUUUUCAAUAUUUUAGAGGUUUUCAAUAGUGCACUGGAGAGAGUUCACUGGUGUAUAUGAGAAGGACACAGUAGUUUUGUGAAUACACUGAUGAAUGUUUCAAUAGUUAGUGUGUUUCAGUACACUUGCAUACAACAUAACAUUGAAUAUAUGAAUUAGAGGGGCACUCAGAGAGUGCAGAGCUCCGCCAAGGCUGUUUCUGUAAGUGAAAUAUUAUAGGUGUAUCAGCCCUGUGAUUCAGAUCUGUUCCAAAAUGUAAUGGGUUCUUCCUUGGCUCAUGCUAGACCCUUCCACAAAGUGUCAUGAAAUCGGCCCAGUAGUUUUUCUGUAAACCUGCUGACAAACAAACCAACAACCUGAACUGAAAACUAUUGGUGUAGUUAAAAAAUGUAUCUAUAGUAAGAAAAUGUAAUCUUAAAACCAGAAAUUCAGCAAACAUUUGAGGCUAGAUCAGGUCUAAUUGUUGCUCUCGGUGAAUACGUAGAUCUUAAAUACGUAAAAAAACGGAGAAAGUUUACUUGGUCAUAUUAUUGAAUGCUGUAACUACAUGUUUAUAUGGAUUAACAUAUACAAGUGACAUGUAAAAGUAGUGUCUUGGCCAUGGAUAGUGAUGUUUCUUAAUUGUUUUAUGAGUUUUCUGCCCACACUAGUUGGACAGAGGUGAAUGUUUUCACAUGUCAAUCAUCAGUCAACCAGUUUGAGAGAACAAGAUCUGCAAGGAUUCAUUGUGUAACCAUAAAAUAAAACUGCAACAAUAAGAACUCAUCUGUUUUAAUAGAUCAUCAGGUCUAACAUGAAAAUACAGAUGAGGAUUGAAUGGGAGCUGGGAAUUGGAUACAAAAAACGCUUGUACGUUAUUCCCCAAAUGGUUUGAUAAUGUUUUUUUGUACUUUAUUAAGUUGCUGCUCCGUAACCCACAUGGUAUCAAUGUCAUGUAACAACUGGAUAGAUAUAAGCUUAUUGUUGACAUGUGCACUGCACAAACACAGUUAUUGGUUAUCUUCAUGUUUUAACUGUUCAAUCUGACACACCAUCGCAUAUAUUAUACAUAUAUUACACAGCCCGAGUUAAAAAUGGGCUUUUCUAUCUUGAGCGGCUGAUGCAGAUUCACAUCUUUAUAGUGCUGAUAUGGUACUAAAAUGUCCAGGGUUGGCAGGUCUGAUAGCACCUGAAGCAAAAACAGCAGCACAGUCUGUGCACUGAUCUGUGGUCUGGACUGAGGUCAGAGUGAAUUCCAGAUAAUGCAUCUGAAAAUGGUUUCAACACUUGAGUUGGUUUUGUGGGAAAAUGUAGCCUUGACAUCACGUUCACCUGUAACUUUGAGGCAUAGCCAUGUUUAGUGUAGAGCUGAGAAAUGACAGACAUCAUGCUGCUGUACACAUCAGUUGUUCCGUUGACAUUCAGGUCCCCUUCUCAUUGGCCGGCUGUUUCUUUGUUUGUGGUGAUGUCCUCGUUUCUGUUCAAUCAUUCAGGAUUUUGUUCUCUUUUUAUCAACAACAUGCAAGUACAAAUGCUACUAUGGUCUUUGAAGCUAACUGUGAUGUGCAUUACUUCCACUGUUGCUCAAUCUUGUUCUGAGAUUAUUUUCUCCCUGCGUUGACCAGCGAGCUAAUAGCCCUCGUUUCUUUCUCUGCUGUGACCUUGUCUCCCUCUCCUCUCUCUGCGCUGUCCUCUGCCCUCUGUGAACCUACAGUACUAACAAUUUUUAGACGUCUUGUGGACGCUUUGCUUCAGUGCUGUGUUGUUAUUAUUUUUAUUGCACUCUAUUGAAGAAAAACGUUUGACAAAGUGUCAUUUAAUUUUCCUAGAAUGCUUACUAUUAUCUAUGUCUGUAUGCCAUUUUUCUACCAUUUUAGUUGCUUCUCUUCUAUUUUAAUCAUUUAGUCAUUUUUAUGUGGCGACCUCAAACAUUUGCAGCAUAUGCCAGUCUGAGGAGUUUCAUUGCUUCAUAUUGUGAUCUGAAAUUUUAUACAUGUCAUAAUAAUACUUGAUAUGUACCUAUUAAAUAUUUGGAUUCCAAAAAAAAA